UAGCUUUGAGAGUCUUUUAAACUAUGGCGUUCUUCGUGAAAAAGAAGAAAUUCAAGUUUCAGACCCAUCUUACCCUGGAGGAGCUCACCGCGGUGCCUUUUGUCAACGGCGUCCUCUUCUGCAAGCUCCGGCUGCUGGAUGGAGAUUUUGUCGCUACUUCUUCCAGAGAGGAGGUUCACAAUCACUGUGUGCGCUGGAGGAAGAGGUUUACCUUUGUGUCCAAAAUGAGCGCCAACCCCCACACUGGAGUUCUGGACCCGUCUGUCUGCAGGGUGUCAGUCAGGAAGGAACUCAAAGGAGGAAAGGCGUACACUAAGCUGGGCUUCACAGACCUCAACAUGGCGGAGUUCGCAGGUUCGGGCUCCACCGUGCGCUGCUGUCUGCUGGAGGGAUAUGACACGAAGAACACACGGCAGGACAACUCCAUACUGAAGGUGAUCAUUGGGAUGACCCUCCUGUCGGGAGAUCCGUGCUUUAAAACACCUCAAAGCACAGCAAAGUCCAUCUCCAUCCCAGGACAGGAGCACACCCUGCAGCUGGACUGCAAGGGGGAGGGCACUGCUGAGCCUGGACCGCCGGGAGGGGUUUCCCUGGGCCGAGGUUCCAAACAUCGGCCUUCCAUCAUCAGCUCAGGACUCCUGGAGGAAUCUGAGGUGAAUCCGUCGGUUCCCGCAGAAGCUUUCCAGUCUGGUCACUCUCGUAACUCCAGCUAUGCCAGCCAGCACAGCAAAAUCUCAGGAUACAGCACGGAGCACUCCUGUUCCUCCAGCCUGUCGGACCUCACGCAUCGCAGAAAUACCUCGACAGGAAGCAGCACCUCCGGGGGCUUGUGCUUCACGGUCGACACCCCCCCAGAUGGGGACAAGGACGCUGGACGUCCGGAGAGACCCCCUCGACCCCCACGACCAGUUUUACCCCCAAAUAGGCCUCCGAGGAGGAAGCAGGACUUGGUGGAGAGUCACCCCUCCUGGGUGAACGACACUCGCAUGGAUGCCGACGACAUCGUGGAGAAAAUCGUCCAAAGCCAGAACUUUGCAGACAUCAGCCACACUGAAGACAGCAACCUGCGCCUGUUCGUCAGCAGAGACGGAACCACGGCGCUCAGCGGCAUCAGGCUUGGAAAUAGGGUGCCUGCUGGUGGCUAUGAGCCCGUGGUGAUCGAGAGCCAUUAAACCGAGCAGCAGGAGAGGCGACACGUGGACCAGCACGUGCAUCAGCUUGACUUUUUGUUAGUUUUUGGGGUUUUUUCCUGGAGCUUCAGCUGGUCUGACGCCGUGAGAGGAAAACCUUAUCAGUGUGCACUUUACGUGAAGUUUGUGGCAGCGCUCGAGCUGCGCUCCGUUAAGCUGUUUCUGUGACGUUUAAAAGGCGGCAAAAAUGCACAAAAACGUUUCUCCUGAGCUGCUGCUGUGACACAGUAACAGCAGGUUUUAUAGAUUAAAAAAUAUUUCAAGCAUUGAGCUGAUUAUUAAGCUUUGUAAUAAAUAUACACUAAUCCAACGUGUUUUUAGCUUCAGAGCUGCCAAAAUUCCUUUAAAAUGCACGUUUAAGACGGCAGUAAUCGAUUGAACACUAACUGGAUGCAGUACGUACUGAAAACUUUCAUGUACUACAUGCAUGAAAAUACGUACUGCUGCCUUUAAAUACCUCUCAGAUCUCAGUAAGAAGGGCAGGGAAGGGCGCCUUUGUUAAAAAAGAAUUAUGGAAAGGUUUCCAUCUCCAGAAGUCCUCAUCUGAGGCUCAGCAGCCAAGCAGGAUAACUCCCUGCGCAUAAAUGAUUAAAAAGUGCCCAAUUCUGAAGCAUCUGAUCUCCCAUUGAAGGCACCAAAUCAACACUGAAUGUGAUCCAGAUGUUAAACAAAAAACAAAAAAACACUGAGCAGAAACUUUUUGUUUUAGUUUGAAGUCGUCUCCUGUUGAUCAGGGAAAUCACUACAACCACUCUGUGCCUGUAAAGUUUCUCUUAAAUGACCCUAAAGCACGAUGAAAACUGUUAAGUCAGAGUGCUGGUGAAGAGAGAACUGUUUGUUUGUUUGUUUGUUUGUUUGUUUGUUUGUUUGUUUGUUUGAGGGGUUACUCACUUCAGCAUGCUUAAGUUUCGAGCUGCACUUUUGCUCACUCUCAUCAACGAUCAGUUAGUUAAUUCUCUCCUCAGAAAAACACUAGCUCCAUGCAGUAAACUGGCGAUGGCCUUUUGCUGCGAAAGCCUCUGUCGCCCCCUGGUGGAGGGACAGGGCUUUGCAGGGUGCUUUGUUUAACAGCAGAUCAGCAGAGUUUCUGUGUUGCCAACCAGCGGGCUGGUUUAAGCUUCUUUUAAAGAAAGGUUUCAGCUGCUCUACAAAGUUUUCCACCUCAGGAUGGAAAAUUGAUUUCUAUCCUAAAGAAAGAGUCUUAAAAUCUUAUUUUUCUUUUGUAAAACAAUCAAAAAAAAAAAGCUGAUAAUGCUGUGAAUUGCAUAAAAGUUGUGCCUUGUAUGUUUACUAAACUCAUGGCUGAGUUAAAACAGGUCAUGUUGCUGAAGAAUAAAAUAUAUUUUUCUUUAUUAAAUGUGUAAAAAUAUAAUGGAAAUACAUAGAUUUCUCAUAGAUAACCAGCCUGGAGAAAUUCAGACAGUGAUAAAGGAUCUUAUCUUUUCAGUGUUGUGCUCUUUUAUAUACAUUUUAACCAGUUUCUUUAAGAGAGCUUUCAGUUACUCAAAAGUAAAAUAGAUUUUUGUUUAUCUGAUUAACAGGAAUGUGAAAAAAGAUUUUUUU
This is a messenger RNA of Pundamilia nyererei, 2753 nucleotides long. RefSeq names its product estrogen-induced osteoclastogenesis regulator 1a (gene eeig1a). The transcript has 11 exons. Lineage: Eukaryota; Metazoa; Chordata; Actinopteri; Cichliformes; Cichlidae. Bases 24 to 1172 code for a protein of 382 amino acids. The record is from RefSeq and is a predicted model, not a curated record.